CACCAGAACUGGAAUUUCAUGCAGACAACUCAUAUAUUGAUAACUCAGCAGAAUGGGCUCAAAUAGAAAAACCUAUAGAGGAAUUAAAUUUUUCACAAUCCCAAACCUGUAAUGAACAUGUAACCUUAGACAACUUGUUUCAAAACUUUAACAAUACUGCAACUUUCCCAACUGACAUGCAUGUCAAAUCUUCAACCAAAAACAAAUCCUUCGACUCAACUAAGAGUGAGGCAAAUGCUGACUUAACCUCCAAUCCAAUUGCUAUGAAUACAUCUUUAGAGUCAGAUGAAGAAGAAUUUACACUAGUUACCUCUAAAAAUAAAAGAAAUAAGAGCAAAAAGAAGGAUCAGGACAGAAUAGCUGAUCCAAGCAAAAGCAAGAAGUUCCUCCAGUGA
This is a messenger RNA of Cetraspora pellucida, 395 nucleotides long. The record is from the annotation of a GenBank genome assembly. Lineage: Eukaryota; Fungi; Glomeromycota; Glomeromycetes; Diversisporales; Gigasporaceae.